Messenger RNA from Triticum turgidum subsp. durum (durum wheat), 1116 nucleotides. The record is from the annotation of a GenBank genome assembly. Lineage: Eukaryota; Viridiplantae; Streptophyta; Magnoliopsida; Poales; Poaceae.
AUGCCGUCCCACAGAUCAGCAGCUGCUUCUCUACUGGCAGCAGUAUGGCUCUGCCUCGGCGUAGCGCUGCUUGGGGUUGGAGCAGCUCCGCCUAGGCCUAGCAGCAGUUGCCAGAGAGACUGCGGCGGCGUGGACAUCCCUUACCCGUUCGGCAUCGUCGACUCGCCCGGCGACAGCAGCAGCGACUGCGCCAUGCCCGGGUUCGGCCUGACCUGCCACGAGACCGAUGUGAAUGGCGGGCGCCGCACGCCGUUUUAUUACGAGGUGGAGGUCGUCGACGUCUCGCUGCAGCAAGGCCAGGCCAGGAUGCAGAAUCAUAUCUCCUCCUACUGCUACAACGCCACCACUCAGGGCAUGGACGCCAGCGAGUGGCGCCUCACCGGCACGCCCUACAGGUUCGCCGACACCAACAAGUUCACCGUCAUCGGCUGCCAAACGCUGGCCUACAUCGAGGGCGCGCACACCCACGAGUACACAAGCGGCUGCGUGGCCAUGUGCCGAGCAGAAAGCGACGGCGAUGCGAGGUCGGCCCUCAGCAACGACUCCUGCUCCGGGAUUGGGUGCUGCCAGACCGCCAUCCCCAGGGGCCUGCAGUACGAAGUGGAGUUCGACUCCGGCUUCAACACCACCAAGAUCCACAACGUCAGCCGCUGCAGCUACGCCGUGCUCAUGGACGCCUCAAACUUCACCUUCCAAACAACCUACGCGACCUCACCGAGGUUCAACACCACCUACGGCGGAGUCGGAGUGGCGCCGCUGGUGGUGGACUGGGUUGUCGGAAACCAGACGUGCGACGCGGCGCGCAAGAAUUCCUCGUCCUACGCCUGCGUCAGUGACCACAGCGAGUGCUUGGACUCGCUCAAUGGACCAGCCUACAUCUGCAACUGCUCCAAGGGCUUCCAAGGCAAUCCUUACCUGCAAGAUCCGGAGCAAGGAUGCAAAGAUAUUAACGAGUGCACAGACCUGGCAAAAUACCCUUGCUCUGUACCUGGAACUUGCAAAAAUUUGCCCGGUGGAUUCAAUUGUCGUUGCCCCAAGCAUACCAAAGGCGACGCCCAGAAUGGGACAUGCGAGAGAAACCACACACUUGGUCUUGGAGAAAAAUUCGGUAUAUGA